AAUUGUCAAGAUAAAUUGGAAAAAUAUAAAUGAAUACAAAAUGAAGAUAAACAUACUUAAAAUGAAAAAUUGUCAAGAUUAUGAAGUGAAGGGAUGCGUUUAAGUUUGAAAAAUGGCGUUAAGCCGUUAACCUAUAGCUUCAAUCUAGACACUUCAUUUUGUCUUGAGGAUGAUUUGAAUAAUGUAGUAGUAAUAUGCAGUCGAGUAAAACAUAGACUUUUGGGUUUGUGAGUGUUAAGAGAAAAAGGUAAUUAGUCAUCACUGCACAUUUUUACCACGUAGCAGUCAUAUAUUGACCGUCCGACACGUGUUAUCCACGUGCCUGCGUUGUAGAACCGUCACCACCACCAAAUUAAAAGCCAAAAACUUCAUUAAUUUACAGCAGAAACGACAAAAUGGCACCGAAAAGGCGGCCGGGGAGGGCGGUGGUGACAACCAAGAAAGUGGUGGAGGAAACCGUGGAAUUGGUAGUCACGGGAAGGGAAUCAUCAGAAGGCGAUGAGAGGAGAGUAAAAUUGGUCUCCUCUUCCAAAACAGCCAACGAGAAUGUGGAGGUCGUCACGUCCGCCACCGCUCCUCCGUCGCCUCAAGACGAGGACGAAACGCAGCCAUACGAGCCGAAAAAGGCUCCCACUCCCCCAGAAACACCGCAGGCGGAGAGGACAGUAAGGCCUAAAAGGAAGGCGGAAGAAGGAACGAAGAAAGUGGAGAAGAAGAAGAAGAAGAAGAAGAAGAAGAGAGGCGGCGGGGGUGGAGGAGAAGGGUACAAGACGUACCUAUUCAAGGUGAUGAAGCAGGUGCACCCGGAGUUGGGGAUAUCGGGGAAGGCGAUGGUGAUUCUCAACAACUUGAUGGUGGACAUGUUCGAGAGGCUGGCGGAGGAGGCGGCGAGGCUGCAGAAGUACACGGGGAGGCGGACGAUGUCGUCGAGGGAGAUUCAGGGGGCUGUGAAGCUGGUGCUGCCGGGGGAGUUGGGGAAGCAUGCCAUUGCUGAGAGCACCAAGGCUGUCACUAACUACAUUUCUUAUGUCACUGCUCAUUAGCUCAUUUCAUUUUAAUUAUGUACUGUAGGUCUGUUAUCUUUGUUUAGUUAGUUAACACGAUGUUUGAGCUUCAGGCUUUUAGGGCAUUAACUUGGUAGCUACAGCUAGUUCUUCUCUAUAUGUAGUGUUUAUUUCCUUGUGUA
Messenger RNA from Salvia splendens (bonfire salvia), 1186 nucleotides. RefSeq names its product histone H2B. Gene Ontology annotation, cellular component: nucleosome. The transcript has a single exon. The coding region runs from base 396 to 1043 and encodes 215 amino acids. Lineage: Eukaryota; Viridiplantae; Streptophyta; Magnoliopsida; Lamiales; Lamiaceae. The record is from RefSeq and is a predicted model, not a curated record. Gene Ontology annotation, molecular function: structural constituent of chromatin; DNA binding; protein heterodimerization activity.